Molecule: messenger RNA, 692 nt
Organism: Octopus bimaculoides (California two-spot octopus)
Lineage: Eukaryota; Metazoa; Mollusca; Cephalopoda; Octopoda; Octopodidae
Biological process (GO): lipid transport
Molecular function (GO): lipid carrier activity
Source: RefSeq, a predicted model, not a curated record
AAUACGUCACAUCACAAAUGCGUACAUUUGGACAGAAAGUUCAAGAUAGAACUGAAAGAGCUGUCGAGAAAAUAAACCAGGAAUUUGUCACAGCUAUGGACGUGCUCUUGGAAGACUUCAGACCUGUUAUUGAGUAUUUGGGUAACGAACUGAUAGACAUUAAAUCACAAGCUUACACCUAUCUGAAUAAAAUCACGAAAUCUAAAUACUACAAAGUCGCCCGCACCUAUGCCAAACUUGCUUGGAAUGAAUUCUGGGAUUUGUAUGAAGUCGCUGUGGAAGAACUUGAGAAACAAAUGGAAUAUUGGCAGCAAGUUGUAUCUCAUUGGAUGGUUGAACUUCAAGUAAAAUUGGACAGUUAUAUUGAAGAGGCCAAAGAAAUCUACUCCAUAUUCGAGCAAUACCUGAUCGAUAUAGGUGAGAUGAUCGAGGAACACUACAACCUUGCCAUCGAAUACCUCUCCUUUCUGCAAGACGAUAUCAACUUACAUAUCAGUGAAUUCUUCACCAUUAUAAGAGAAUAUGUAUAUGCGAUCUCUGAAUCUCUUGACAACGCUUUCUACAAAAUGUCGCAUGUAUUUUCCUCGGACGAUCAAAGUACAGUUUACAGGUUGCUCAAGUUUCCCAAGGAUGCCUUUAAAGAGGUAGGUUUAUCGAAGACACCCUUCCGUCUAUGAAAUGAUUUGAAGAUG